This is a messenger RNA of Trametes versicolor FP-101664 SS1, 1382 nucleotides long. RefSeq lists its product as uncharacterized. NCBI's taxonomy places the organism in Eukaryota, Fungi, Basidiomycota, Agaricomycetes, Polyporales, Polyporaceae. Gene Ontology annotation, biological process: glycosphingolipid biosynthetic process. The transcript has 2 exons. Gene Ontology annotation, molecular function: hexosyltransferase activity. Bases 38 to 1336 code for a protein of 432 amino acids. The record is from RefSeq and is a predicted model, not a curated record.
CUCACUCGUAAGCCGGACACGGCGGACCACCGCGCAAAUGUCCUCUUCCUACGUUAGCAUUCCACUUCAUAACACGGACGAAUAUCCAUCACCGCGACCGCAUCUGUAUCGGCGGCCAGAUGCGUGCAUUCGCAACCUCUUGCGCCCGCGCGUCCUCUACAACCUCCUCAAGGUCGCCUUGCCCCUCGCCGUACUCGUCAUCGUCGGGGGACUAUACUACUGGGAACCCCACGUCGAAAUCGCGUUCUACAACCGCUCAUGGGUGAGCCAAGAAGUCCUCAACGUGCCACCACUCUCGGGGUGCUUCUCAGAGCGCCGAGUCUCCCCGGACUAUAAUGUCACCGACGCGCUGUACGGCCCUCGGCACACGGAGGUCCACGCGGGGACUCCCUUGCAAUUCGGAUUGGACUGCUACGACUUCGCGGGCACGGUUAAGCCGCUCGUACGUGGCCCCCCAGCUCAUCGUAUACCCCCGGACGAGCGCAUUCAGUACCACACCUACUGGCGGUCGGACCUUGCCCCGUUCGGACCCCGGCAGGAGUGGAUGAUCAAGUCCUACUUCGCGACGCAAGACCUGGAACGCACGCGGCUCGUUCUCUGGACCAACUUUGACCUCACGCACAACACUAUCUUGCAAAAGUGGGUGCGGCGAUACCCGGAUUCGUUCGCGUUGAAGACGGUGGACUACAACACGCUCGCGCGGGGAACGGAGUUGGAGGGGAGCGAGUUGCUGAACAUCAACGACACGAAGGCGUGGGUGGACGGAGACCUGGUGCGGCUGCUCGUCAUCUGGGCGUAUGGCGGGGUGUGGAUCGACAUGGACUCUCUCCUCACGCGGGACCUCGCGCCCCUCCUGGAGCAUGAGUUCGUGACGCAGUGGGACUGUUAUGACAAAAAAUACGUGCCCCUGAACGGUGCUCUCAUGCGUUUCCACAAACACUCGCCGUAUCUAUGCGAAGCCUUCCACGUCAUGGUUACAUCGCAACCACCACGCCAAGGGACCACGGACUGGGGCGCACUGCUUUAUCUCAAGCUGCGCCGGCGUCUUUUGGCCGCUGGCAUCCCUCCGUUCAAGGUGCUCCCUUUCUGCUUCUCCGACGCGCGUUCGUGCCGACUGGACAACCGAUUGCCGGACCCAUUCUUGACUGACCCUACGAAUGGCUUUUGGACGAUGGGGCUUGGGCGCGAGGAGGGUGGGGCGUUGGACCAGGCGCUUGGGAAGGUGUUCGCGGUGCACCUGCAUAACCAGUGGGAGAAGCCGUACCCGAAGGGCGGAUGGGUGGACCGUCUACUUCUGCGGAAGUACGACGACCGGAUAGGGCCGUCGGACUCAUGACGACUGGCCGGUGAUGUUUUAUGUGCUUAUUCUACUUAAUUUUCCG